AUGUACAACGGGGUAGGGUUACAGACCGCUAGAGGAUCAGGGAUGAAUGGGUUUGAGGAUGAUCAAUUUACUGUUGGUGUAUCUAAGAAACACAAUAAAGCUAUCCUAGAGCAUGAACAUAAGCGUCAGAUCCAUCUCAAGCUUGCUAUCCUUGAGGAUAAGCUUGUUGAUCAGGGUUAUUCGGAUGCUGAGAUUGCCCAGAAGCUUGAGGAGGCUAGGGUGAAUCUUGAAGUUGCUGCUGCUGCUAAUGAAGAGAGUGUCGUAUGA
This is a messenger RNA of Camelina sativa (false flax), 267 nucleotides long. The record is from RefSeq and is a predicted model, not a curated record. NCBI's taxonomy places the organism in Eukaryota, Viridiplantae, Streptophyta, Magnoliopsida, Brassicales, Brassicaceae.